This is a messenger RNA of Esox lucius (northern pike), 3873 nucleotides long. RefSeq names its product potassium voltage-gated channel subfamily V member 2. The transcript is spliced from 2 exons. Gene Ontology annotation, biological process: potassium ion transmembrane transport; protein homooligomerization. Bases 392 to 2053 code for a protein of 553 amino acids. The record is from RefSeq and is a predicted model, not a curated record. Gene Ontology annotation, molecular function: delayed rectifier potassium channel activity. Gene Ontology annotation, cellular component: membrane; voltage-gated potassium channel complex. NCBI's taxonomy places the organism in Eukaryota, Metazoa, Chordata, Actinopteri, Esociformes, Esocidae.
AAGCCUUUAAUAGCCCUGUCACAAAUGGAUGACUGCUGUCUCUGCUCUGCCAUUCCCUCCUCCCAGCACCAAAUCCUUAGAUCACAACACUAAUCCUCGCGGACAGUAUUUUUAACUCCCGUUGGGACAGAAAGAACAGCAAUGGGAUUAGAGAAUCAGGGAGGAGGAUGAAUUCUCAACUCAUGAUCUUCUUGCACAUUGAAACAAACACAGUGUAGCUGUUUCUCUCCCUGCUGAAUUUGUAAAACAAGGAAAAGGAAGAAAACGUUCUUGUUGUUCUUUGUUUUAAGGUAUGGAAAACCUGUGGAACAUUGGAUCUGUUGGAAUCAUCUUUACUGAAAUAACCCUCACUGGGUGAACCAGGUUCCUUGUUUCUCCCUGGAUCCUCACAAUGGAAGUGCCUUUAAAAAACAUGCACCACCUAAAAAAGUUGAGAAAGCGGCGCUCCAGUUUGUUCGCAAGUGUGAAGCUGAACACCAGCUUUGUCCAGAGCAAAGAGGAACCGGAAGCUGCCUUUCCCUUUGCACAGGAGAGCUCUGUGAAAGCGUGGACGUCUAUGGAUGACCUGGAUGGUCCGACCCCUCAGAAAGUGGCCCCAAAAGCAAAAGGGCCCAAGAAGAAAAAGGAGGUGGUCAAAAAGUCUCUCGCUAGACAAUCCAAUAUAGUCAACAUCAAUGUGGGUGGGAAGGUUUUUCACAUACCAGUCCAUUUGGUUCUUCGCUACCCUAAAACCAGGAUUGGCUCUCUAGCCCUCUGUACUGAUCCUGUGAAAAGGCUGACACUCUGCGAUGAUUACUCAGUCCGCAAAAAUGAGUUCUUCUUUGAUCGGGACCCCACUUUUUUCCACCACAUAUUCCACUUCUACUGCAGCAAUGUCAUGUGGGUGAUGGAAAGUUUGUGCCCGCUCAAUUUCGAGGAGGAGAUGAACUUCUGGGGUCUGCGAAUGGGGGACACUCCUAGGUGUUGCCGCAUUUUAUUUGAGGAGAAAGUGGACGAGAUCAAAGACCAAUUGAAGGUCAACCAGGAGCUGAUCGAUGAGAUCAAGCCAGCCCAUGGGAACGAGGAGGCCAUGUUCAAGACCAUGUUUCUAGGAGGGAUACGUAAGGCCCUCUGGGAUCUGAUGGAGAACCCUUACUCCUCGUUAGCGGCCAAGGCUUUUGCCGUGUUCUCCAGCCUCUUCGUACUCAUCUCCAUCGUGGCAAUGACCCUGAAUACGGUGAAGGAGCUGAAAAAGUACACCUUUUACGGCAAGACCUACAUGGAGUGCGUGGAGAUCGUCUCCAUAGUCUUCUUCACCUUUGAGUACUUCCUGCGGCUGCUUACCACCUGCGACAUCAAACACUUUGUGAAAAGUGCCCUGAACUUUGUUGACUUGUUGGCUGUCAUGCCCUACUUCAUCCAGAUCAUUUUUGAGAUUUUCACAGAUGUUGACGACACCGCUGCCCAGGAGGACCUGAAGACCAUGGCCCGGGUCAGCAAGGUCAGCAAAGUACUCAAGGUGGUCAAGCUCAUGCGCAUCUUCCGCAUCCUGAAACUGGCCAAGCACUCGACCGGGAUGAGGGCAUUCGGCUUCACCAUCCGACAGUGCUCGGAGCAGGUGUGCUGCCUGUUCCUGUUCAUUAUCAUGGGCAUUUUCACCUUCUCGGCUCUCAUGCACUCUGUGGAGAUGGAACAGCCAGGAACACCGUUCAGCAGCAUACCGGACGCCUGGUGGUGGGCCGCGGUGAGUAUUUCCACCGUGGGCUAUGGUGAUGUGGUGCCCAUCUCCUACAUGGGUCGCUGCGUGGCAUUUGGCUGCAUCUCCUUUGGCAUUAUCCUCAACGGCAUGCCCAUAUCAAUCCUCUUCAACAAGUUCUCCGACUACUACGCCAAGCUCAAGGCCCAGGAGUACACCCAGACCAUAGGGCCAGGGGUGCGCACUUUUCAGCUCAAGAAACGUCUGAGGCGCAAAUGCGAUGGCUGCUUCGAACCCCAGCCGUCGGACGACUCUGAGGACAACUGUGACACUGUGUACUAUUCAAGCCGCAAUCAGGACCAUGUGAGCGAUGAGUGAGAUUCUGAUGCUAACGCCCCGUGCUAACCUUAAAUGCCUUUCUCACCCUCGCGCUGGGAAGAUCCAAUCUGCCUCUGACUGUGUUCCAAGCCUGCGUACUUAGGAAAGAAAACAUCGGGCAACGGAGGGGAGAAUUACGGCUGAGCCGACGGAGAGUAAGCCCUAAGCUUUAGCUUUAGAUGUGGCACGCAAAGGGCGACUCUGUCAGAUGGACGGGAUUCAUCACACAUCGGUUUCCAAAGCCUAGUUCAGAUCCAAAAGACAGCGUGAAACUAGCUAGUUGUAGAAUGUUAGUGAACAGCGGGCUAAAUAUUCAGAUCAAGAAAACAAGAUUUGCAUUUGGAUUGUUUCCAAAGUUUGCCUUUAGAAUGUUUUCACUUGUGAACACAGUAACUUGUCACAAAUAUCAGCAAGGUAGGCUUGGUAUAUCAGAGACCUUAAUAAAUGCCCCAGGCUAUGUGCGGCAAACUAUCAAACUAGCUCUUUGCUGGGCUAGCUAGCUAGCUUCAUGCUGCUUGGCUGAACACUGAUGGGCUAAAUGAAUUGUUGCAAGAGUUAGCUAAAGAUUUGACAUGGUGACUCAGAGUUAGUAAUGAACUGUCAUUAUGUUGUAGAAACCACUAUAUAAAAAUAUUUUAAAAAUUUCCACUUGUCCUCAUAGGAGAACCCUUUAUGGUUUAAUGUAAAAUCCUUUGUGCAAAAAGUUCUAUAUGGACCCAAAACAUUUUUCCAAAGCAUUCUUCUAUGGAGACAUCUAAACAACCCUUUUAGGUUUUAUAAGGCCCUUUUUUUCUAAAAAAUUUAUUUUUGACUUGGGCAGGAGCUAAAAGAUACUGGGAAAUAGGCCUCUAACUGUUCCAAUGAAUAGGGGAUUAGUGUGCCUAUAUCUUUAACAUUUGCAGGCUGUCACUUUUAUAAUCAACACAUGCAAUUAGAGAUACAUAUUUUACUAUAAUGUGACAAACAACACUAUAGCAGACUGAAUAAUCUUUCAGUAGGCAGUUAUUUCCUAGUUCCAGACAGAAAAACAACAUUCAACUAAUGUCACAUUCGAGAAAAAUGUAGGGUAUCUUUAAUUCAUUAAGAGAACUUAAACCAAAUUUGACAUAGUACCUUACAAGGUACUUAUAUAUCUACCAUACAUGUUAAGAGCAGUAGUCAGUUAAAGCUAACACUAUAAAAACUGAACCAACUGUCAAAUUGUAUACAAUUUGACAGUAUUAUAUGUUACUGCAUGCAGAACCUACUUUCAAUUAACGGACCAUGUGAUUAGUAUCCAAUUAUACAAGUUCUUCCAUCUUAACUGUUAUACUUUUCAUCUAGAGCGAUUAAUUUCUCAAAGCCCCAUAGCCUAACUAAUCCCUGUGUAUGUUGUUUAUUACAUCUGGCCAGUGACCACAUGUCUGCUGAUUGAAUUCCUGAUCUGGUAAGGCAUAAAACCUAUCAUUCUGGCCCUGAUCUAGGCAGUUAGCCCUAAAUUGCUCCCGGGUUAAUGUGGUUUAUGAAAAUGUGUUCUCAUUCAACUUUGCCAGUAAACCAGGGGUAGAAAUAAAAGUAUUUCUACUGGUUUACUAGGGUAAAAAUAAUUACAUUUAUUUCUACCCUGGUUUAAUAAAUGUAUUUCAUGGGCUAAGAUAAAAGUAUUUAUCUUAGCCAAUGAAAUAAUUACUCUGGGGGUCAAACCAAUCUGGAGAUAUUCAUGUAUACUGUUCGUAGCCCUUGUUGGCUGAUAAGAGGUUCUAGAAUAGUGUAGGGCAUUGGUUCCCCCCCAAAAAUGUGUACCACAAAAUAAAGGUUGAUCUGCCUGGAGGACCACUGAA